AUGGCGCCGAAUAAUAACAGUCCGCUGUUCGCGUCAGGCAGACCCUCUUCCUCCAAUUCCGAAGAAAGAGCUGCGGCAGAAGACGAUGCGCUUCUUGGUAAUCGACGAAAGAAUUCCUACGAAUCCAAGAGACCUGGAUUCUGGAGAGAAAUUGGGCUCUUUACUUGGGCUGUUGUUGCUACUGCUGCUGUCAUCAUCCUAAGCGUUUUAUUGUCGCAAAGCCAUCAAGCUCCAAAGAAGACAAAGCAAAAUGGAAAGCGCAAUCUUAUUUUCAUGGUGAGCGAUGGAAUGGGCCCGGCAUCUUUAAGUUUGACGAGAAGCUUCCGACAAUUCCAGGGAGAUCUGCCCAUCGAUGACAUUCUUCAACUCGAUCAACAUUUUAUCGGUUCGUCGCGCACGAGAUCAAGCAGCAGUCUUGUCACAGAUAGUGCGGCAGGAGCUACUGCAUUUAGUUGUGGAAGAAAAAGCUAUAACGGCGCAAUUUCUAUGUUGCCUGAUCACACCCCAUGUGGUACUGUACUCGAAGCUGCGAAGAGAGCUGGUUAUACCACAGGCUUGGUUGUUACAACAGAUAUAACGGACGCGACUCCAGCUUGCUUUGCCUCACACGUUGAUUACCGAAUGCAGGAGGACUCGAUAGCUUUACAAGAGGUUGGGGAACAUCCUCUUGGACAUCGAGUCGUUGAUUUGAUGUUAGGCGGUGGACGCUGUCACUUCCUGCCCAACACAUCAGAAUCUAGUUGCAGAGCUGAUGAUCGCGAUGUCACAAAAUUGGCGCAAGACAAAUACGGGUGGACAUACAUUGAUACCAGAGAGGACUUUGACGAGUUGAAGCUUGGAAAGAAGGUUCAGCUGCCACUGUUGGGUCUAUUUUCUGACACAGAUAUCCCUUUCGAGCUCGAUCGACGAAACAUGAACGAUGUCUAUCCUUCCCUUGAUGAAAUGGCAAGAACAGCCUUGACCGCACUUGAAGCUGCAACCAAGGAUAGUGAUAAGGGUUUCUUUCUCAUGAUUGAGGGAAGUCGAAUCGAUCAUGCCGGCCAUGGAAACGACCCAGCUGCCCAAGUUCACGAAGUACUUGCCUAUGAUCGAGCUUUCCAAAGUGUGGUCGAUUUCCUGGACAAGAGCGAUACUGAAGGCGCUCUUGUUGCUACAAGUGACCACGAGACUGGAGGCUUAGCUGUUGCAAGACAACUUAAUCCAUCAUACCCUCAAUAUUUAUGGUACCCUGAAGUGUUGGCAAAUGCUUCCCAUUCAUCAGAGUAUCUUUCUAGGGUUCUAAGGGCUCAUGUUGCUUCUUCCGAAGCGAUCACCAAUGGACGCCCCGUGAGUAGGCGAUUCGUGAAAGAAGAUCUCAUCAAGAAGGGUCUUGGGGUUAUGGACGCGAGUGAGGAAGAGAUCGAUCGCGUACUUGACAAUCCGGCACUUUCUGCUUAUGCUUUUGCCGAUAUCAUCAGCCGCAGAGCACAGAUCGGUUGGUCAACUCACGGUCACUCUGCUGUUGAUGUCAACAUAUAUGGCUAUGGUGCUGAUGUACUUCGUGGAAACCACGAAAAUAUCGAGGUCGGCAAAUUUUUGAGAGAUUAUCUCAAUGUUGAUGUUGAUGCAAUCACAGCAGAACUAAACAGCAAGUCUAAUGGUCAAAGUAUCUCAGCUGCUUCAACCCCCGAUAUUCCAGAUUUUGGACGAUACGAAGAAAGACUCAAGAAGAACUUGCCACAAUAG
Messenger RNA from Botrytis sinoallii, 1725 nucleotides. RefSeq lists its product as uncharacterized. Gene Ontology annotation, biological process: dephosphorylation. Bases 1 to 1725 code for a protein of 574 amino acids. The record is from RefSeq and is a predicted model, not a curated record. The transcript is spliced from 4 exons. NCBI's taxonomy places the organism in Eukaryota, Fungi, Ascomycota, Leotiomycetes, Helotiales, Sclerotiniaceae. Gene Ontology annotation, cellular component: fungal-type vacuole membrane. Gene Ontology annotation, molecular function: alkaline phosphatase activity.